AUGCCUGUGUACAAACACUACACCCCUGUCGGUUUGAGUAAUGCGGGCUUCUUUCGGCGUUUGUUAUGGCGUCGUCCGACUUCGCUCUGGCGGUUCGCGGAGAAACAGGGCUCCAAAAAGCCUGACGUUAAAACGGAGUCAUCUGGUCCCAAAACCAAGAUUGAAUUCCAAUUUUCAUUUGGUAGCAGUGGUAGUGGCGGCUCCAAGGUGUCCCAGUCACCAAAUUCAUGGAAUAUUGGUCCUUGGAUUGUCGCAGGAGUCGUCGGAGUGGGUGUUUUGAUGGGUUAUAAUGCCUCAAGGUAUAAGAAGGUCUCGUGGAAAGAAUUCGCGGAGAACUUUCUUCAGGCCGGUCGCGUCAACCACUUGGAGGUAGUGAAUAAGGAGUGGGUACGCGUUUACCUUCAACCCCCAGGAGUUGGGCGUGGUCGCGAUAGUGAUUCGGGAGAUGCUUAUGACGCCUCUCUCGCAACCUCGACUUCUUCCCUCACCAGUUCCACCGAACCCAUUUAUUGGUUCGAAAUAGGUGCUGUUGACACAUUUGAGCGCGGUCUUCGUGAACUUGAAGCAAACCUUGGUGUUGAUCCUAUCAAUCGCGUACCGAUCAAUUACAAGUCUCAAUUUAGGCCGUCAGACAUCUUCUAUAUGGCAUUUUAUGCAGCUCUGAUAGGCGCAGCAAUCUAUUCCUUCCGAUCCACUUCUGGUGGUGUUGUUCGCAAACCUGGAAUGGGUUCGAGUCUCUUCAACUUUGGUCAGUCUCCUGUUCGUCUGAUUGAAAAAGAUAAAAUUGGUGUGAGUUUCUCUGAUGUUGCGGGUUGUGAAGAGGCUAAGUUGGAAAUCAUCGAAUUCGUCAACUUCCUCAAAAACCCCGGUCGUUACGAGGCACUUGGUGCCAAAAUUCCUCGUGGAGCUAUCCUUAAGGGUCCUCCAGGGACGGGCAAAACGCUAUUAGCCAAGGCGACGGCGGGCGAGGCCAACGUCCCCUUCCUUUCGGUAUCGGGCAGUGAAUUCCUCGAGAUGUUUGUCGGUGUCGGUCCAAAGCGCGUUCGCGACAUGUUCAGUCAGGCACGCUCUAAAGCACCUUGCAUUCUGUUCAUUGACGAAAUCGACGCUAUUGGUGGAAAGCGCUCUGGUUCCUCUUUUGGUCAUCAGGAACGGGAGAACACACUGAAUCAGCUUCUUGUCGAGAUGGACGGAUUUACAACUCAAGAAAAUGUUGUGGUGCUCGCUGCCACCAACCGAAUUGACAUUCUCGAUCCAGCCCUGCUGCGCCCUGGUCGUUUCGAUCGUCAGAUCUACGUCUCCCUUCCAGACAUCAAAGGACGCGCUUCUAUCUUCAAGGUUCACUUGAAGCCGUUAAAGUCGGCACUGGACAAGGUAGAGGUGGCGCGUCGCAUGGCAGCCCGCACACCGGGCUUCUCGGGGGCGGACAUUGCAAGUGUUUGCAAUGAGGCUGCCCUCAUUGCGGCUCGCGAGGAUGCGAAGUCAGUUGAUCUCAGUCACUUUGACGCCGCCAUUGAUAGGGUCAUCGCAGGAUUGGAGAAGAAAAGUCAGGUGCUGCAGCCAGAGGAGAAGAAGACAGUGGCCUAUCACGAAGCAGGGCACGCUACUGUGGGGUGGUUCCUGGAGCACUGCAACCCUCUUUUAAAGAUUUCUAUUAUUCCGAGGGGCAAGGCGCUGGGUUACACGCAGUACCAACCGCGCGACGCAUACCUACAUACUCAAGCUCAGAUGCUCGAUGAGAUGUGCCUCGCCCUUGGUGGCCGCGCCAGUGAACAAGUCUUCUUUGGCAAGGUCGGCUCUGGUGCCAUGGACGACCUCCAACGCGUUACUCGAUCUGCCUAUGCUCAGGUUGUUCAACUGGGUUUCUCUCCAAAAGUGGGCAACCUCUCCUUUGAUCUACCUCAGCAAGGUGAGCCGGUCAUGACGAAGCCCUAUUCAGAGCACACUGCCCAAAUAAUCGACGAAGAGGUGCGGGAUCUUGUUGCUAGGGCCUAUGAUCGAACCCUUAAACUUGUUGAAGAGCAUAAAGGUCACAUCGAGGCUUUGGCGCUUCGACUUCUGGAGAAGGAACAACUUCAGAAGGAGGAUUUAGUGGAAAUACUUGGCCCACGACCCUUCCAAGAAAAAAGUACCUACGAGGAGCUUAUUGGAUCUGGUCCACUUGACGAGGAGACUGAUCUUCCACCUGGCCUUAAGGAUUGGAAUAAGGAACCUGACCCCCAACCCAAUGCUUGA
This is a messenger RNA of Hydatigera taeniaeformis, 2235 nucleotides long. The record is from the annotation of a GenBank genome assembly. NCBI's taxonomy places the organism in Eukaryota, Metazoa, Platyhelminthes, Cestoda, Cyclophyllidea, Taeniidae.